Messenger RNA from Cladophialophora psammophila CBS 110553, 1425 nucleotides. RefSeq lists its product as uncharacterized. The record is from RefSeq and is a predicted model, not a curated record. NCBI's taxonomy places the organism in Eukaryota, Fungi, Ascomycota, Eurotiomycetes, Chaetothyriales, Herpotrichiellaceae. The coding region runs from base 1 to 1425 and encodes 474 amino acids. Gene Ontology annotation, molecular function: oxidoreductase activity. The transcript is spliced from 2 exons. Gene Ontology annotation, cellular component: cytoplasm.
AUGGAACAAAGAGCCAGUAUACCUCCAGGGCUGCCCCGGGACAACCCCAUCCAAAGUUACUGGCAAGAUCCCCCCGAUGAAAUCGCAGAUCGUCGAACAACUGCAGAUCUUCCCGACGAGGUCGAUGUCGCCAUCAUUGGCUCUGGGAUCAGCGGCGCCUCUAUAUCCUACAACCUGCUCUGCUCGAAUCCAGAUCUCAAGGUUGUGCUUCUAGAGGCUCGUCAGGCCGCCAGUGGCGCCAGUGGACGCAAUGGAGGUCAUACUAAGACAGCUACCUAUCGGUCCUUUCUCGAUAAUGUUAGAUCCAUAGGCGCGGAAGACGCCAUGAAAAUCACCAACCUGGAAUACCACUGCAUGGUCUCGGUACACCAAUUCGCCCGUGAGAAUAGCAUUGACUGUGACUCCGUGAGAUGCCAGACCGUUGACGUCUUCUACGACGAGAGGCAGUUCGAGACGGCCCGAGAAUCGGUCUCGCUAAUGGAGAAGUUGAUGGGGAAGGGAAAGGCUCCGGAGCAUAUUUUCCACGACAGCCAGGAAACGGCCGAGAAAUUCCUGGCACCAAACAGUGUGGGAGGGCUUGAGUACGAAUCGGGGAGUCUGAGUGCCUAUAAAUUCACCACCGGCGUGCUAAAGCUCGCGUUGCAAAAGGGGUUGAAUCUGCAAUGCAACACUCCUGCGCAUAGCAUAUCCAAAUCUACCAUAGACGGGAAAUGGACCGUCUCGACACCACGUGGCAAGGUCAUAGCCAAAACCCUCGUCCUCGCUACAAAUGGCUAUACUGCACGCCUGUACCCAAACCUGCAAGGCGUGAUCGUCCCCCUGCGAGGGGUAGUGACAGCUCAACGCCCCGGGCAGGGCAUGCCGCAAAGGGGUCUGGAAACGACGUACUCCUUCGUUUACAAUGAAGGCUUCGAAUACAUGAUCUCCCGCCCCGCCGGCUCUAAAUUCGAGGGUGACAUAGUGAUCGGAGGCGGCAUGCACGUUGCAAAAGACGAGGGAACGUCUGAGUAUGGAAACACCGAUGAUACGACCUAUGACGAGAACAGCGCAGACUAUCUCUUAGCAUGCACGGAACGAUACUUUGGCGCCAAGAAUUGGGGUACAGACAGCCCUGAGGGCCGGUGUCGUCGAAUCUGGUCCGGUGUCAUGGGUUUCUCGAGCGAUGGGUAUCCCUUUGUAGGCCCCGUGCCUGACGAGGCAGGGCUAUACCUGGCUGCUUCAUUUCAGGGGCAUGGCAUGGUCUUGUGUUUUCUGUGCGCAAGGGCUGUUGCGAGCAUGAUUGAGGGGAAGGAUGACGAAGAGCUGAAGAGCUGGUUUCCCACUUGUUACAGAGUCUCUCUGGAGAGGAUGAGGAAGAAGUUUGGAGGCCGCUUGAGGGCGUCAGGUGCGCCUGAGCCACAGCCCGUUGAGAACGGAAUGAAUUAG